UUCGUCUGCCUAAGUGCGCGGUUCUGGAACGCGUAUCGCUGAUCGUCGCUCGUCGCUCGUCGCUCGUACUGUUAGUCGUUGUCGACUCCUCUCGUUGUCUGGAAAAUUCCUAGUUGGUGUUUUUUUCCAAGCCCGGGACUCCACUUGGAUCGGUUCGGAUCAGUGCGCGCGCGCGUUCAACCCCCUUUAGUACCGACUGCAAGCUGCCAACCUGUUUGAAAAUUUUUUGGCAUUACCUGCCGCAAUUUUUUGGAAUUGCUGUUUUUCGAUACUACUUAGAGAUUGUGCAACAUUGCGUGCGGCAAGAGCAUACAAACCGUUUGACAAAGUUUCGAAAGUGUAGAAAAAACCCAAAAGUAUCCCAAAAACAAAAACGAAACACGAUAGGAAGAUUCCGAGUGGCAGAUUAACGAAGCCAACAUACAAUACAUUACAUUACAUUACAUUACAUUACAAAUAAUUUGUUUAGCCUUUGUCGAAAUCCAUUCCGUCGGUGGGCGUGGGAUCUCGACGGCAGCGAGCCAGCAAGAAAAUUGUGAUCAACCUGAAAUUAUUUCCCGUUUACGAUGGAUGAUCCCAAAAUAAUGAACAUUAUGAAUGGCAUGAAAACACUGGAAGAUCAUUGUCAGCUCAUAAAUGACGUAAAGGAUGAGUCGCCCAUGCAAAUGUUCUACAAGGACAAGGGCGUAUUCCUCACUGGCGGCACAGGAUUCUUUGGCAAAAUUAUCAUCGAGAAAUUGUUGCGCGUCACGGAGGUGGGACAAAUAUAUUUGCUGAUACGCACCAAAAAGGGCAAGGAUGCAUUCGCACGCAUUGAGGAUCUGUUUAAUGAUCCGGUCUUUGACAAGAUGAAACAGCUGAAUCCCAAGUACCGCUGCCAGAUCACAAUCAUCAGUGGGGAUUGCUCUCUGCCGGGAAUGGGCAUCUCGCCGGAUGAGCGUGAAACCAUUCUGGAGAAUGUGAAUAUUGUGCUCCACAGUGCGGCCACUGUGCGGUUCGAUGAGAAGCUGAAAAUGGCUAUUGCCAUCAAUGUGCAUGGCACCAAGGAGAUCAUUAAGUUGGCCAAAGAGAUUGUCAAUCUGAAGGCCUUUGUCCAUGUCUCCACUGCAUUUGCUCACUGCAACAUGCGCCAUAUCCAGGAGAAGUUCUACAGCGGCACCAUGACCGGCGAGAAUGCCUUCAAGCUGAGCGAAUGCCUGGACGAGCACACUCUGAAUACCCUCACGCCGACCAUCAUCAAGGGCUACCCGAACACGUACACCUUCACCAAAGUUCUGGCCGAGAAUGUGGUGCAGCAAACGGCACAAAAUCUGCCAGUAACGAUCUUUAGACCGGGCAUAGUGAUCACCACAUACCGUGAACCAGUUACUGGCUGGAUCGACAACAUGUAUGGACCCUGUGGCGUCAUUGUGGGCAUUGGUUCCGGCGUGCUGCGCGUCUUCACUGGUGAUAUGGACAACAAGGCGCACAUUGUGCCCGUGGACAUGUGUGUGAAUGCCCUGUUGGCCAGUGCCUGGGAUAUAGCGCGGAACAAAUACGAGACACCGCCCAUUUAUAACUAUGUUCCGGAUGAGGAAAAUAUGGUCAGUUGGAGGCGUUACAUGGAGGAUGGCUUCGAGUAUGGCUGUGAUAUACCGAUGCGCAAGUCCAUAUGGUAUCCGCGCUUCACCAUCGUGCCACACAUGUGGCAAUAUCACAUACUAUGCUUCUUCUACCACACAUUGCCCGCCCUGAUUAUGGACUUCAUUAUGGUGAUCAUUGGCAAGAAACCAAGAAUGAUGAAGAUCUAUCGCAAGAUCCACAAGCUGAGCAAUGUCCUCAAGUACUUCAGUUCAAAUGAGUUUCGCUUUGACAACGAUAAUGUGAGGAGUCUCUCGUCGAAGCUGGAUGACAGGGACAAGCGGCUGUUUGCCUUCGAUAUGCGCGACUUGGACUGGACCAAUCUCUUCCGCGUCAGUCUCUAUGGGCUGCGCCUGUAUGUGGUGAAGGAUGAUCCCAGCAAUAUUCCAGAGUCCAUCAAGCGCUACGAGAGAUUGAAGGUGCUGCAUUAUACCACGCUGGCCGUUUUCUAUUCGUUGGUUGCCUGGGCACUGUAUGGCCUCAUCAAGCUCAUCUUCUUAUAGGAUCGCUACACUUUUUCUUAUGUAUUAAUACUAUAGGGCAUGUCUUCCAGUUAUCUUACUCUCCCUACUCCCCCAAAGUGUCUCAUUCUUUGUUCUCUAACACUUUCGUUUCCUGCAAUAGUUGUAGUCGUAGUUGUAUGUUUGUACCAUAUCCUUAUGCCCUUAGUCAUAUCUUUGAAACGCUUUAUCCGACCCUUGUAUAGCUUAGUUUGUACUUAAUGUAUCUUAAUGUAAAUUCGCUGGAGUUGAUUGUGUACUCGAACGGCAGAACGAUCACAAUAAAAACUUCAUCACAUUUUGUUUGGGAUAUGUCAAAA
This is a messenger RNA of Drosophila guanche, 2440 nucleotides long. RefSeq names its product fatty acyl-CoA reductase wat. The record is from RefSeq and is a predicted model, not a curated record. The transcript is spliced from 11 exons. Gene Ontology annotation, biological process: long-chain fatty-acyl-CoA metabolic process. Gene Ontology annotation, cellular component: peroxisome. Lineage: Eukaryota; Metazoa; Arthropoda; Insecta; Diptera; Drosophilidae. Bases 567 to 2123 code for a protein of 518 amino acids. Gene Ontology annotation, molecular function: alcohol-forming very long-chain fatty acyl-CoA reductase (NADP+) activity.